AUGCAAUUAGGGGCUGGCGACUGGGACUGGGACUGGGACUGGGACUGGGACUGGGAGUCUGGGAGUCUGGCAGACUUGGGAGCGUCAGGAACCGGCGGAGCCAGAGGACGAGAGGCACCGCUUGUGGGGAAAGGAGGCAGUGGACGGGACGGCAAGACCGCUGCAAAAGCUCGCAGUCUGGGAUCCCGAAUCGAGCACGAAUGUCCAUUUAAUCUCGACUGA
Messenger RNA from Penicillium diatomitis, 222 nucleotides. RefSeq lists its product as uncharacterized. The coding region runs from base 1 to 222 and encodes 73 amino acids. The record is from RefSeq and is a predicted model, not a curated record. NCBI's taxonomy places the organism in Eukaryota, Fungi, Ascomycota, Eurotiomycetes, Eurotiales, Aspergillaceae. The transcript has a single exon.